Molecule: messenger RNA, 1170 nt
Organism: Triticum turgidum subsp. durum (durum wheat)
Lineage: Eukaryota; Viridiplantae; Streptophyta; Magnoliopsida; Poales; Poaceae
Source: the annotation of a GenBank genome assembly
AUGGCCGUGCCGGUGUGGUUCUUCUCGUUGGCCUUGCUUGGCGCUCUCCAUGUCGUUGCCAUCAGCUUCCGCCUCAUCGCCUACUUCUCGGUCUUCCUCCGCAGGCCCAUUGACCUCCGCCACCGGUACGGCGCCUGGGCUAUCGUCACCGGCCCAACGUCCGGCAUCGGGCGCUCCAUGGCCCUGGAGCUCGCGGAGAGGGGCCUCAACCUCGUCCUCGUCGGCCGCGACCCCGCCAAGCUCAGGGACAUCUCCGAGACGAUCUCCAGGGCUCACGCCGCCGUGCAGAUCAAGACCGUGCUGUUCGAUUUCUCCCUCGUCUCCACCGCGCAAGGCGACGAGGCGAUGCGGCGGCUCCGGGAAGCCGUGGCGGGGCUGGACGUAGGGGUGCUGGUGAACAACGCGGGCGUGGCGAAGCCGGGCGCGGUGUACCUCCACGAGGUGGACGCGGAGGCCUGGGUGAGGAUGAUACGGGUGAACGCGCUGGCCCUGACGGAGGUGACGGCGGCGGUGCUGCCGGGGAUGCUGCGGCGAGGGAGGGGCGCCAUCGUGAACAUCGGCUCUGGCUCAUCGUUCGCCCUCCCGUCCUACCCCCUCUACUCCGUCUACGUAGCCACGAAGCGGUACGUUCUUGAGUUCUCCAGUAGCCUUUCCGUGGAGUACAAAAGCAGAGGAAUCGAUGUGCAAUGUCAGGUCCCGUUCCUGGUGGAGACAAACAUGGUGUCGAGCGCGGCCAGGGUCAUCCGGCAGUUCGUGCUGACCCCGGAUGCCUACGCGCGUGCGGCGGUGAGCUGGAUUGGGCACGGAUCGCUGUGUGUGCCCAACGCCGUCCACCGCCUCCAGGGAUGGUACCUGUACCUCUGCUGCUUCUCGCCGGAUUUCACCGAUAGGGGCUUGCUGCGGCGAAAUCUGAAGCAGAGGGUUAUCUUUCGGAGGCUCAGGUCAUGGAGGAAAUCACAGGGCAACUAUGAAGAAUGGAGGCUAGCAUCAUCCUCAAAGAGAUACACGAGACGUGCGGGAAUGUUAACAGUUUUAUGGUCAAUUUUGCUCGGUGAGAUGCCAACGAGCUGGCUCAUUUGUGUGCUAAGCAAGGCAAUUCAUCCAGAAGGAAGUGCUUAUGGAUUAGUUAUAUAUCGUGAGUGUAGCGUCAAAAACACUCUUAUAUUAUGA